AUGGUAGCUCCGGCGGCUACUGCGACGCCGAUGGUUUCAAGUGCUCUGGAAGAUCAGAGACAACGAGGCGAUAUGGCGAGGGCACAGAUAGCGUCCAUGCCCAUGAAGAGAGCAGCACGGCCCGAAGAGAUUGCAGACUCCGUGGCCUUCUUGCUAGGCGACGAGUCAUCAUUCAUCACCGGACAGGUUAUCGCGGUGAACGGGGCCACUCCAUAA
Messenger RNA from Cladophialophora carrionii CBS 160.54, 216 nucleotides. RefSeq lists its product as uncharacterized. The coding region runs from base 1 to 216 and encodes 71 amino acids. The record is from RefSeq and is a predicted model, not a curated record. The transcript has a single exon. NCBI's taxonomy places the organism in Eukaryota, Fungi, Ascomycota, Eurotiomycetes, Chaetothyriales, Herpotrichiellaceae.